Molecule: messenger RNA, 729 nt
Organism: Branchiostoma floridae (Florida lancelet)
Lineage: Eukaryota; Metazoa; Chordata; Leptocardii; Amphioxiformes; Branchiostomatidae
Product: cell adhesion molecule 3-like
Exons: 6
Coding region: 1-729 (242 amino acids)
Biological process (GO): cell-cell adhesion
Cellular component (GO): cell-cell junction
Molecular function (GO): cell adhesion molecule binding
Source: RefSeq, a predicted model, not a curated record
AUGGUCAAACUGUGCUUCUAUGACCGCCAUCGGAUCGUGGGGGACCCAGCGCGGGGUGAAUACAAUCUUGAAGUCCGGGAGACGAAGCUGGAGGAUGAUGGGAAAUACAAGUGCUAUACUAACCCGACGGCUGCUGCAGACGCCAUCUUAACCGUUGUUGUUCCGACGCCGAACCCUCCAUCGAUAUCAGGAGGAGAGUUGACCUUGACGGCAGGUGAACAGCUGUCCCUCACCUGCCGAUCCUCAGGUGGACAUCCCGCGCCUCGACUCACCUGGCUGAACGGGACAGACCCAUUCCAGUCUUCGAGCGUCUCAAGCGACGAAGACAAAACCCUGGAGCUGUUCAUCCCCCGGCUGACCAAAUGGGACGACGGUACAAACUUCACCUGCCUGGCCGACCAGGGGUUCCCCGAGCUCGCCAAGCCUAAGGGCUCAUCUAGGAUCUUAAGAGUCAAAUACCCGCCGCUGGUGCAGGUGCCCAGUCCGUCCGUCCACGUGAGAGAGGGUGAACCGGCCAGCCUCAGCUGUAUGGUGGACAGCAAUCCCAAGGCUGAAGUCACGUGGCGGAAAGUCGGUGAAGCUCUUCCAUCUUUAAAGAUUAUCAGGGACCACCUGUUGCAGCUUCCCAAGGUGUCCAGGACCGACGGCGGACUGUACCAAUGCGAGGCCAACAAUGGGGUCCCACCGGUUGGAUUGGGCUCCGUAACCCUACAGGUUUACUGUGAGUAA